Messenger RNA from Prunus armeniaca (apricot), 171 nucleotides. The record is from the annotation of a GenBank genome assembly. NCBI's taxonomy places the organism in Eukaryota, Viridiplantae, Streptophyta, Magnoliopsida, Rosales, Rosaceae.
AUGGGAACUGCUGCUCCCUCUACUACUGUAGCUGUAGUUAGCCAGCCCCGGAUUGAAGAACCGAGAUGCAAGGAGCUGCAGGGACUUGAGGAAAGAAGUCUAACAGGUUGGGGUAAGAGGACAAGGCGUCCACCAAGGCAAAGAUAUAGUUCUCCUGUUCCUAAAAGAUAA